Molecule: messenger RNA, 2435 nt
Organism: Ciona intestinalis (vase tunicate)
Lineage: Eukaryota; Metazoa; Chordata; Ascidiacea; Phlebobranchia; Cionidae
Source: RefSeq, a predicted model, not a curated record
GUCCAUCAAUGGCAUCCAUUGUGAAGGAAGGAUGGCUCCAAAAAAGAGGUGAAUACAUAAGGAACUGGAGACGAAGAUAUUUUGUUCUAAAAACAGAUGGAUCUUUUCUUGGUUAUAAAGAUAAACCUGAUCCAGACAAUCAUCAAGAACCGCUCAAUAACUUUAGUGUUUUAAAAUCCCAGGUCAUGAGGAAAGACCAGCAACGUGAAAACGCAUUUGUGUUCGUUGUACGAUGUUUACAAUGGACCACUAUCAUUGAACGUACCUUCACAUCCACAUCAAAAGUUGACAGAGAAGAAUGGAUGAAAGCCAUUGAAGGAGUCAGUGAUCAACUUCAGCAUUCUCCGGAGGAAAAAAGUGUCACAGAAGAUGAGUCAAAGAAGACAUCCGAUCACAAAGUGCAACCUGAAAAUGAAUUCAUCAAACCAGCCAAGAGCAACAAGACCUUGACUGACUUCGAGUUCUUAGAAGUUCUUGGAAAAGGAACUUUUGGUAAAGUAAUUCUCGUAAAAGAGAAGAAAACCGAAGAAUUUCACGCCAUGAAAAUUUUGAAGAAAGAAGUUAUUGUUGCUAAGGAUGAAGUCACACACACACUCACUGAAAACCGAGUUCUACAGCAGACCAGGCAUCCAUUUUUAACGUCGUUAAAAUACUCAUUUCAAACCAAUGACUACUUAUGCUUUGUUAUGGAGUAUGUGAAUGGUGGAGAGAUUUUCUUCCAUUUAUCACGGGAUCGUGUGUUCAGUGAAGACAGAGCAAGAUUCUACGGAGCAGAAAUAAUUUUGGCUCUUGAUUAUUUGCAUCAACAAGAAGUUAUUUACAGAGAUCUUAAACUAGAAAACUUGUUGUUGGACAGUGAAGGACAUAUCAAGAUUACAGAUUUUGGGUUAUGUAAGGAAGAGAUUAGAUUUGGAACAACAACUAAAACAUUCUGUGGAACACCAGAAUACCUUGCACCAGAGGUCCUUGAAGAUAAUGAUUACGGUCGGUCAGUGGAUUGGUGGGGGCUUGGUGUAGUGAUGUAUGAGAUGAUGUGUGGUAGACUUCCAUUCUAUAAUCGGGAUCAUGAUGUUCUAUUUGAACUUAUUCUCAUGGAUGACCUGAGGUUUCCAUCAGGUUUAUCAAAAGAAGGCAAAAGUUUGUUAUCAGAACUACUGAACAAGGAUCCCUUGAAAAGAUUGGGUAGUAGUCAAAGUGAUGCACAAGAAGUAAUGGCUCACAGAUUCUUCUCAGCUGUUGUUUGGAAAGAUAUCUUGGAGAAAAAGGUUCCCCCACCUUUCAAACCUCAAGUUUCCUCCAUAACUGACACGCGAUAUUUUGACAAAGAAUUCACUGCACAACCUGUUCAACUAACACCACCUGAUCAGUCAUCGUCCAUGGAUGACACCAACCGACCUCAUUUCGAGGCGUUCUCUUACUCCUCUAGUGGCAGCCACUUAGAUAAGGGGAGCAGAAACCAUCGAUAAAAGGAAACAGAAGCCAACAAUAUGUGACCUCUGAUCGGUGAAGCGUGGUGUCCAUUUGCAGCCUUGUUAUCAUUACCAUUAUCAAGGGUGGGGACAUUAUUGUUGUAACCAGUAUAUAUGCUAUGUUAAUCUGGUAGAGCAGAUGUGUGCCGUUUGCCCUCAAUCAUUUAAAAAUCAAGUUUUCUUUAAAUAUAUCCGCCGACAAUAAUGGGUGCAUUGCAUGUAGCUUUCAUCGGACUGUAUCCUCGUGGUUUUCGCCCACGGAGAUUUCUAAAGCGCAAUGACGCUACCAGAGCUACCCUUGCCCUUAAAGUUGCUGUAUGUAAUUAUUCUUGCUCGAUCCGUCGAAUUUAGUAAUUUUUCAUUCAUUAUCCACUGAUUAGUAACGUUGAAAAUAUGUGACGUUAUCAUACGUCAAAUGCGACGUCGCCCUACGUCAUAUUCGACGAUAGGAAUGUCUGUUUCGAUAUAUCAGUGCAAGUUUUUUUAUUCUACGAUCGAUCGUGCUUUCUUUUCACAUGAGCAUUUAUAUCUUGUAUUCUACAUCACUGAGUAGAAGAAACCAAAUAGCAAAUUGCUCUCGCAUGUUUUGCACACCGCAUCUACAACACUUAAUUCGAAUCAACGUUCACCAAUGAUGCGUAUUAUCUCCACACUCGAUUCGGCUGGUGCUUGAAUUCAAACAUUACCCGCACCGUGUUCAACAUACUUUAAUUUAUCGCUGUAUCUUUCAAAUUUCAUACCUAUGUCACAAUUUUAAUUAAUCCUUGUGUUACUUCAUAACGAAAUGUUUUUUUACACGCUGCUCCUUCCUAGCCGCUAGAGGGAGCAAGAUAUCUUUCCUUUCCGCAUGGUUUUUCCCACGACGUAGAAACUUCUUACCGUGGUCCCACCACUCCAGAUAUAUAUGUAUGUACAGCACGCAACACCGAUAUACGGCAAAAUAAUAAAGUUGGAACUUUGUCGCUU